Molecule: messenger RNA, 1158 nt
Organism: Lipotes vexillifer (Yangtze River dolphin)
Lineage: Eukaryota; Metazoa; Chordata; Mammalia; Artiodactyla; Lipotidae
Gene: BDKRB2
Product: bradykinin receptor B2
Exons: 2
Coding region: 19-1158 (379 amino acids)
Biological process (GO): smooth muscle contraction; calcium-mediated signaling; positive regulation of cytosolic calcium ion concentration
Cellular component (GO): membrane; external side of plasma membrane
Molecular function (GO): bradykinin receptor activity; C-C chemokine binding; C-C chemokine receptor activity
Source: RefSeq, a predicted model, not a curated record
UCUGCCUGGAAGAGAUCAAUGAUCCAAUCUGUUCAUGAGGACACCGUGCCCACCACUGCCUCUUUCAGCGCCAAAAUGUUCAACGUCACCUUGCAAGUCCUUGAACCUGCUGUCAACGGGACCCCUCGCCAGAGCAGCAGCUGCGUCCACCCCGACUGGUGGAGCUGGCUGAACACCAUCCAGUCCCCCUUCCUCUGGGUCCUCUUCAUACUGGCAGCUCUCGAGAACACCUUCGUCCUCAGCGUCUUCUGCCUGCACAAGAGCAGCUGCACGGUGGCGGAGGUCUACCUGGGCAAUCUGGCCGCGGCCGACCUGCUCUUGACCUGCGGGCUGCCCUUCUGGGCCAUCACCAUCGCCAACAACUUCAACUGGCUCUUUGGGGAAGUCCUCUGCCGUGUGGUGAACACCGUGCUCUACAUGAAUCUCUACAGCAGCAUCUGCUUCCUCAUGCUGGUGAGCAUUGACCGCUACCUGGCCCUGGUGAAGACCAUGUCCGUGGGCCGGAUGCGCAGGGUGCACUGGGCCAGACUCUACAGCCUGGCGAUCUGGGGCUGCUCGCUCUUCCUGAGCUUGCCCAUGCUGGUCUUCCGGACCAUGCAGGAGUACGGGGCCGAGGGCCACAACGUCACCGCCUGCAUCAUCAUCUACCCGUCCCGCAGCUGGGAGGUCUUCACCAACAGCCUCCUGAACUCCGUGGGCUUCCUGCUGCCCCUGAGCGUCAUCACCUUCUGCACCGUGCACAUCAUGCGCGUGCUGCGCAACAACGAGAUGCAGAAGUUCAAGGAGAUCCAGACAGAGAGGAAAGCCACUGUGCUGGUCCUGGCCGUGCUGCUACUGUUCAUCGUCUGCUGGCUGCCCUUCCAGAUCAGCACCUUCCUGGACACGCUGCUGCGCCUCAACAUCCUCUCCAGCUGCUGGGACGAACACGUGGUUGACGUCUUCACGCAGAUCGCGUCCUUCGUGGCCUAUAGCAACAGCUGCCUCAACCCGCUGGUGUACGUGAUCGUGGGCAAGAGCUUCCGCAAGAAGUCGCGGGAGGUGUACGGGCGGCUGUGCCGGCAAGGGGGCUGCGGGGCGGAGCCCAGCCAGACGGAGAACUCCAUGGGCACACUGCGGACCUCCAUCUCAGUGGAACACCAGAUUCACAAACUGUCGUAG